AUCAUUUUGACGCGGUCAAAAUGCCAGCCGAAUAUUACGAUGAAGAUGGAUUUCGUUUGGCGUUUGAUAAUGAAACUCCGAUCGACCAAAAGCAUUUCUUCAUGCGCACCUUCCCCACAGUCAACAAAAUCGUCGAACGCCGGGUCCACUGUACGUCGUGUGAUGUGCACAUCGGCACGGCACCGGUCUCGGAAGCGAUCAUACGUAUGCAUCCGGUGCUGCGUGUAACGCACUGCCGCAGCUGUCAUGCCUUCUACAACAGUGGCGAAUUCGAUAAGGGAGAGGAUGGUAGCGAGCUGUACUGCCGCUGGUGUGGCCAGGGCGGUGAGGUGUACUGCUGCUCCAACUGUCCGUACGUGUUCUGCAAGAAGUGCAUCACGCGCAACUUGUCCCGGAGCUGUGUGCAGGACAUUGUGCAGAAUGAGAACUGGCACUGCUUUAGCUGUGCGCCGCACGUGCUGUGGACUCUGCAGGCUCAUCACUGGGCGCUGGAGAACUUUAUCGAAAAGCAGAAAAAGGAGAUUAAAACCCAGCAGCUGUCAAGCAGCGCCAUUAACGUACUGAUGAAACAGGACCGUACGUACUGCUGCCUGGGUAAAGGGCUCGGCCGGAUGAAAGGUAACAGCAGUAACAGUAGCAGCAGUAGUACGUCCGUAGCGAAGAAAGUAGCAGCAAAACGUGCGUACGGUGACUCGGCUGCGAAAAGGAAAUCGUCGCAAGAUAGCAACAAAUCGCAAGCGAUCCAAUCCGCCGAAUCUGUACCGCAGCUAGCCCAAUCCAUUCUAAGCCAUUCGCAUUUAAAAGGCGAUAUGGUGCCGUCGCCCUCAAAUGCUUCCAUAUCGGGGACACCUUCCACAUCCGGAAGGGUUGGGGCCGGUAGUAACAUUUCGAAAAAGCAAACAAAAUCGGUCUCAUUUGACGAUAUCCAACCACACGUUGGUGGACCUCCGGCAAAGAAAAAGCGUCCCGGAAAUGAUGAAGUCGUUUGCACACCGGACAUAAUGAGUAUGCUGUCGGAUGAAAAUCCUUCAACUAGUAGCCCUGCUCCGGUACGACCGCCGAUAGUAUCGGUCGGCACAAAGCCAAUGGUUCCGAUCGCUCCGAAACCUACGGCGUAUGGUAAUAAUGCGAUUGGCGGUGUUCCUUCGUCGCCAGGCUUCCCUGGAGGACCGAUCGGUACGGGCACACCGACGAAGACCACCAUACCGAAGCAGAAAGCCAUCCUGCAUCAGACGAUGCCACGCAAUAUAGCCGUUAGCGUACCCGGAGGUCGAGCGUCGAUGGGAAAUCCCGCCGGACAACCGGAGGGUAUUGUCAUUCAGGAACCGGUAACGCAUACCGUACGCGUUCCGUCGCAGGCCGGUCAAAGACAGACCAAUGCUCCUGCACCGCUGUACACUACUUUCGAAGGCUUUCGUAUCGAUUUGCAAACGGCUUCCCAGCAGGGCACGUACCGAUUGCCGAACGGGAAGGUAAUAGUUGUACGUAGACAAGCUCCGGAUGGUGCAGCUGGUGCGGACGCGUCGGCUAAACAAUCGCAACAGGUACCUUCGGUACCGCCCGGUGGCCUAACUCCAAUCCCAACUGCCCGUUUGCUGCUGAACAAUGCACUAUCGCAACAGCAACAUCAGCAACCAGUCGUACCGGCGAUCAUUAGAAACGGACAGGAUCAGCAGUUGAGACGCAUGCAGCAGCAGCAGCAGCAAAUGCAAAAGCAACAAAUGCAUCAACAGCGCUUCCAGUUCGACCAACAGCAGCAGAUUCAGCUACAGCAAACCCAUCAGCAACAGUAUACCAAGCAUCUGCAGCGUAUACAACAGCAGCAAUUGCUGUUGCAGCAACAACAGCCACGAAUAGUUCAGCAGAUGUCCCCAGGAAACGUUGGUGGGCGUUUGCAACGUCCGCCGAUGUAUACGAGCACCAGCACCGUACCGAGGCAACCACCGAUGAGUGUCGGAGCUGCCGUAAAGGGGACACCAGACUCUACCCAGUCCGAUCUGACGAACAUUCAUCCCUACUCGAUCGUUAAUGUGCUGACUGCGCUCGUUAACAGACCGCACGAAAAUACCGAGCUUGGCAACGCACAGAAAGACUUCGAAAAGGCGAUGCUGGCCGGUGCGGAAGUUUGUAAACACAUACUAGCCAAGAUUGCUUCACUGGCGGAAACCAAAUCGCACACCAAUGUACGGAAUUUACGUGACGUGAAGGAACUCUUCAUCCACAUGUCUUACCUUGUGACGUAUGGUAUCGGGCGCUUCAAAACCCUACACGAACGUUGCGUGAACGAUGUGAAGAAGAUGGGCUUUACGGAAGAAUCGGACUUUGUGAUGAUGAGCGAUCGAAUCGACAAUAGUACGUCGGCACCGGCAGACAGUCAGGAGGAUGAUCGGGAAACACCCGACGCACAGAACGAAGAAGAUGAUGAUGAUGAUGAUUGUAAAAUUAUCGAGCAACAGCAUACGAUUAUUGAGGUCGAUUCGGAUGAUGAUGAGCCGGCCAAAGAGGAGGAAAAACCCAGUGAGGAAGUUUCCGCUACUGAUAAGUCGAUAGUUGCGACGGGGAACCAGAGUACGGAUACAACCAACUCCAUUACGGUGGGAGAAAUUAAGGUAACAUGGAGUCUGGUGGAUGAGCAACCGUCGAAGGCAGCAGAGAAUAAUGAUGCGUCAACGGCGAGUAGCAACAGCGUAACGACUACGACCGGGGAAGGCGAGAAAGGGGAUGGUGCAGCAGAUCAGAGUGAUCAGUCGGUAGGUGAGCGAGAAAAUUUGGUUGAGGAAGAUGUAGUUGCUGCUAGUGAUACAUCCGCUGGCGAUGAGAAGAAUUCUGAGGAUGGUGCAGAGAUGGACGACAAUAGCUCAGGUUCACAAGAAAACCAAGAAUUCGAUAAAAGCGCAGAAGAUAAAAACGAGCAGGUGGAACUAAUAGAAAUUUCCGAUAAAGAAGUCUCAGAGCUGUUGGGCAUCCACACAAGCAACGAUGAAGAAGCAUCGAGGCAAAAUUCUGACCCAUCGGAGCAGACGGUGGAACCGAUGGAAGUUACGGAUUCGGAUGAUGAAGCUGCACGUACGGAAAAGUCCCAAAACACUUCAGUUGUAUCUGGAAGCAAUGGUGGUGAAACUAUUGCUAAUGACAAAGCCGCUGGUAUGAAUAAGCUCUUUGAAGAUACAGUUAAAAAAUCUAAAGUCGAAAUGGAAGAGAAUGAAACUGCGAGCAAAGCUGAUGACGGUGAAGCCGAUCCAAGCGCACAGCAAAAAGACACUCAGGGUUCGCAUAAUGACACCUCGCUACUCGAUGAGCUGGAACAUUCGUCCAAGGGAAGUAGUAGUGAAAUUCUAAACCUGAUGGAUGCGGCCGACGAUAGCUACCAUAGCGAUAGUUCCGAUAUGCAAUUUACCGCCGAUUUCAUCAUACAGGAAGUGAAUGAAGAAGCAAAAUCGAAACGUGAAGCGACUGUUACGAGCACUUGUGCGGAGGAGGAGGAUGGUGCAGAUAAAUCACCACCCGACACAGAGUUGAACAGUCCAACUGCGACGGAUUCUGAUGGACCGGAGCCUCACUGUACGAAACCGCGUAAGGAGAAUGAAGAAGCUGAAGCUAUCGAAGUGCUUGAUAGCAGUGAGGAAGGUGAUAGCAGCAAGAACACAACGCUAGGUGAUGACGAUGAGCCAAAAGAUGCACCUGUAGCAAAAAUCGUUGAGGAAACGUUUUUUUCUGCUUCUUCCCCGAGAAAAGAUCAAACUGUUGAUCCCGUUGUCGAGGAACAGGUCACCAAUCCAGCACAAAAAUUAGCUGACGAUGAUACUGAGGCGUUAAAUAGUAAUGUAGAGAGUUGUAAAAGUAAGUUACCGAAAGAUAGCGAGCAAAAAGAAAAAGAAAUGAAGAAGGAUGAAGAUAAGCAAGGAAAGGAGGAGGGAGAAAAAGAAAAUAAGGAAGAAGGUAAGAAAGAAAACGAAGAUAAAAUAGAGGAAAUAGAAGAAGUAGUAGACAAAGAAACAAAGAAAGAUGAUAAGAUGAAGACGGAAUUCGAAGAAAAGGAAGAAAUCGCAGUUGAACUCAAUUCAAAAGAUCGUACAGAUAAGGAUAAAGAGGAUGAAUCUCUUUGUGAAUCCAGUGAACAGCAGAAUGAUUCUGACAGCGUUGCAGUUCCUAAAGAUACCGUUGAGAUAUCAUCUUCUAGUGAGGAUGGUUGUGAGCAAGAGAUCUGUGCAAAUGGAGAAGAAGAUACAUCUCAAAUAUCUUCAAAAAAUGAUAAAGAUGUAGAACCAAUGGAGGUGGAUAGUGUGGCACAGCACUCAUCAGAUAAUGUUCCUGAACAGGAAGAUAAAGAUCAAACCAUGAAAGUCGCUGAUGAAGAAGUGAAAGACUUUCAAUUUGAAACUGAGGAACCGGAUAGUUCGAUUGAGAAGAAUGCGAACGAGAUUGAAGAGAAAGUUUCUAUGAGUGAGGAAGGGACAGAUGUCCCACAAGUUGAGGUACUAUCGGAAGAAUCAUCUCACGCAGGAAAUGAUUCCGAAAAGGCUGUUAAUAAUGAUGAGGCAAAGCAAAAGAUAAGCGAAGAAAAAGAAGCGAAAUCGUCCAAUGAGAAGCCGUCGCACGAUAGUUCAAAUCCAGAGAAAAUAGCUUCAAGCCAUACUACUACAGAAGAAGCUGCUGAUCAACAACGAGAAGAUAAGCUCAGUAAGAAUCCAGCGGAAGACUUACCUGCUAGUUCAAGCACAGGUAUAGUUAGUUCCGUGAAUGAAAAGGCGACAAACAUAGAAACAGAUACUACUACUAACCCUGCCGACACUACAGAACAGCGCAAAGAAGAUAAGAAGGAUACACCGAUGGAAGUAGAUUCAACCGAUAAUUUAGAUUCGAAGCAAAAUGAUCUUUAG
Messenger RNA from Anopheles maculipalpis, 4880 nucleotides. It is a transcript of the gene ADD1, whose product is annotated as putative mediator of RNA polymerase II transcription subunit 26. The record is from RefSeq and is a predicted model, not a curated record. NCBI's taxonomy places the organism in Eukaryota, Metazoa, Arthropoda, Insecta, Diptera, Culicidae.